GCCUGAUCCGAUUGCACCCAUAACAAAACAGCAAAAACCUCCACGGUUCUUUUCAGACCAGCAACAAAGCAUCCGAUCUUCAUUUGCUUUUCCGAUCAGAGUCGCCAGCGCUCCGAGUGGUGAGAAAUCUCCGUCGCCUUGUCGGAAUCGCUCGCGAUGGGCUUCUUGGUGACGACCCUCAUCUUCUUCUUGGCGGGCGUCGUCGCCUCCCUCUCCGUCCGCCUCUGCUGCAACGGCGGCCCUCCAUCAAUCUGUGCGUCUCUCUAUUCUCUCCCGCUCUCUUCUGUUUGUCUUGGAUUACGAUUUCAGAUGACGAAAUCUGACGGAAACCGUCGAAUAUUUUUUGGACUCCGUCGUAUUGGUGUUUCGAUCGCCGUAAGCGGCGAUCUGAUUGCCUUUUGGAGAUGGAUCACCUUGACACGGUCUAAUUUCCUUAACCUUGGAGAAAAACUAGUGGAAAUUUUGUGGUUUAAUAUUCCAUCUACUAUUUUUAUUGUUAGGUGGGCUAUUGUAUAUCUUGCACAGCUGAAGCCACUGAUUGUUCCCAUCCUCAGUGAAGGAGAGUGAAAUGCUUGUCAAAGAAUAACUUUAGUUGGGGUCAUUCAGCAUAAUGUCUUGCUUCAGCCUGCGGUUUUGCAACUCCAGAAAUCUUUAGCAUGCAAGUUUUGGAUAUUCUUGCUAUGAACUUGGUAAAAUAUAUUGCCACCAAUAAUUUGUGCCAGAGAUAUCUUUAUAUAUAUGUAUUCAUGCAGCAUUCUAUUGAUCUAAGGAAUGUUGGACUUGAGAUUUUUCGAGUCUGAGUGCAUAAAAAAGAUGGCCAUUUGUUGUUUCUAAUUUUUGGAAAUGUGAACUUUGUUCAAGGGUGAGUUGAAUGUGAAAGGGAGCCAUUUCCAUA
This is a messenger RNA of Elaeis guineensis (African oil palm), 895 nucleotides long. The record is from RefSeq and is a predicted model, not a curated record. Lineage: Eukaryota; Viridiplantae; Streptophyta; Magnoliopsida; Arecales; Arecaceae.